Prunus avium (sweet cherry) is the source of this 1662-nucleotide messenger RNA. Its product is annotated as ATP-citrate synthase alpha chain protein 2. The record is from RefSeq and is a predicted model, not a curated record. Gene Ontology annotation, molecular function: succinate-CoA ligase (ADP-forming) activity. Gene Ontology annotation, cellular component: succinate-CoA ligase complex. Lineage: Eukaryota; Viridiplantae; Streptophyta; Magnoliopsida; Rosales; Rosaceae. Gene Ontology annotation, biological process: tricarboxylic acid cycle; succinyl-CoA metabolic process.
UACACUCAUCUGCUGCACCUGCCAGCUGCACUUUCUCUUUCCUUCGCAAAUCGACUUGUAUAUCAACACCCACUGCACCUGACACGACCAAACCAGACCCAGAACUCGAUCAUACCCGACCUGAAUUCUUUGGCUACGGUGAUCCGACGAUCCGAAUGGCUCGGAAGAAGAUCAGAGAAUACGACUCCAAGAGGCUGCUCAAACAACACUUGAAACGAGUCGCCGGAAUCGACCUCCAGAUCAACUCAGCUCAGGUGACCGAGUCCACGGACAUCGCUGAGUUGGCGAACACGGAGACAUGGCUGUCGUCGACGAGGCUAGUGGUGAAGCCCGAUAUGUUGUUCGGGAAGCGCGGGAAGAGUGGCCUUGUUGCUCUCAAUUUGGAUAUGGCUCAGGUCGCCGAGUUUGUGAAGCAGCGUCUUGGCAAGGAGGUUGAGAUGGGAGGCUGUAAGGCACCUAUAACGACGUUUAUAGUGGAGCCAUUUAUGCCUCACGAUCAAGAAUUUUACCUUUCGAUUGUUUCUGAAAGGCUUGGAUCGACUUUGAGCUUUUCGGAGUGUGGAGGAAUUGAAAUUGAAGAGAACUGGGACAAGGUUAAGACUAUAUUUCUUCCGACCGAGAAGUCUUUGACAAAUGAGGCUUGUGCUCCACUGAUUGCCACUCUUCCAUUGGAGGUCAGAGACAAAAUUGGGGAUUUCAUAAAGGGCGUCUUCACUGUAUUUCAGGAUUUGGAUUUUAGCUUCCUGGAAAUGAACCCAUUUACCUUGGUUAACGGUGAACCUUAUCCAUUGGAUAUGAGGGGGGAGCUAGAUGACACUGCUGCGUUCAAAAACUUCAAUAAAUGGGGUAACGUGGAGUUUCCACUGCCUUUUGGCAGAGUUUUAAGUCCUACAGAAACAUUUAUUCAUUCUUUGGAUGAAAAGACAAGUGCAUCCUUAAAAUUCACCGUGUUGAACCCAAAGGGACGCAUCUGGACCAUGGUAGCUGGAGGUGGUGCAAGUGUUAUAUAUGCUGAUACUGUUGGAGAUUUGGGUUAUGCUUCAGAACUCGGAAAUUAUGCAGAGUAUAGUGGAGCUCCAAAUGAGGAAGAGGUGUUGCAAUAUGCGAGAGUUGUGAUUGAUUGUGCAACUGCUGAUCCAGAUGGUCAGAAAAGAGCUCUUAUUAUUGGAGGUGGUAUAGCUAAUUUCACAGAUGUUGCUGCUACAUUUAAUGGAAUCAUUAGAGCCCUCAGAGAGAAGGAAUCCAAGCUAAAAGCAGCAAGAAUGCAUAUCUUCGUGAGAAGGGGUGGUCCAAAUUAUCAAACUGGUUUGGCAAAGAUGCGUGCGUUGGGAGAGGAACUUGGAGUUCCUUUUGAGGUUUAUGGGCCCGAGGCAACAAUGACUGGAAUUUGCAAGCAAGCAAUUGAGUGCAUCAUGGGUGAAGAAUAAGAAAGAAUUCUUAUUUUCAGUUUUUUGUAUGAGUUUUGGAGGUUCAGAGUGUGUGUAUUAUGAUUUGGCUAAAAAAGAAGUGUGCAUUGUGAGUUUGUCUCUGGAAGAUGAGACCACAGCUGAAAUAAUUUAAAAUUUCCAAUCUUUCUAGUUUUGUGAGUCUCUGACUGAUACAUUCCCUGUGUUUUAAGUGUUCUUGUUCUUGUUUAGAAAUGAAUGGUUGCUCUCCCUCCUA